AUGCUGGACCUGGUUGGGAGUUGGGACUGUUUUGAUUUCACGGAUUUCACACGCACAUUGGCAGCACGCCCGGCUUGUUUACUCACCUCAGCCACAGCGUUAAUUGUGUCAUUCAAACAGCAAUUUACGUCAGUGCACAACCAAGCUUUUGAAAAUGCUGGGCAGUGGCCGCGCCAGGGUGGUAAAUGUGGCUCGGCGCCUCAAAAACGUAAAACUCUGCAGCCAACGAAGCGGACUCCUGGAGCAGAGUUGCUGUCCCGUGGUGUCGUCGUUUAGAGGAAAGAAAGACGACUCGUCGUUUUCGCAUCUCUUUGUUCCUGUGCCUGUGAAACCGAGCAGUGAUGACAUAAACAUCGGCGCCGAGUUGACCGGCGCCGAAAUCAACAAAGACGACUUGCUCAGGGUGCUCAACAAAUUUUACCAGAGGAAGGAAAUUAAAAACCUGGCUAAAGAACAUGGUCUCGACCACCACCUCAUGCACCAGGCGUACGUGAGUUUUCGAAGGUACUGCCUUGAGGCGACAGCCCUUCCUGCAGACCUACACAUAAUUUUGGCAGAUAUUCUACAAGGUGCUGGAGCAGUGGACAGCAUAUUUCCCUACUUUUUGCGCCACGCCAAGACCGCAUUCCCUCACCUGGAAUGCAUGGACGACUUAAGAAAGAUCAGCGACCUGCGAGAACCUGCAAAUUGGUACCCUGAAGCAAGGGCUUUGACCAGAAAGGUCAUCUUCCAUGCGGGUCCUACAAACAGCGGGAAAACAUACCAUGCUCUAGAGAGGUUCAUGAGUGCCAAAUCUGGCGUUUAUUGUGGUCCGCUUAAACUGCUGGCAGUUGAAGUGUUUAACAAAAGCAACACCAAAGGCACACCAUGCGACCUAGUCACAGGGGAAGAGCGGAGGUGUGGAAAUGCGGACGGUUCGGCAGCACACCACGUUGCAUGCACAGUGGAAAUGACGUCUUUAAAUCAGCAUUUUGAGGUGGCGGUCAUCGAUGAAAUUCAGAUGAUGAAAGACGACCAAAGAGGCUGGGCGUGGACCAGAGCCCUGCUGGGCGUCCAGGCAGACGAAAUCCACGUUUGUGGUGAGCCAGGAACUGGGGAACUGCUCCAAAGUCUACUUAACACCACUGGUGAAGAUCUGGAGAUUCGAAACUACAAACGACUGACUAAAUUGGAGGUGGAGACAACAGCUCUGGGAACCCUGAGCAAUGUGCUUCCUGGAGAUUGCAUUGUGUGCUUCAGCAAAGUAGACAUUUACUCUGUGUCCAGACAAAUCGAGGCCUUAGGGAAUGAAGUUGCCGUCAUCUACGGCGGGCUUCCCCCAGGAACAAAACUUGCCCAGGCUUCUAAAUUCAACGACCCAAAUAACCCGUGCAAAAUCUUAGUCGCUACAGAUGCCAUUGGAAUGGGCCUUAAUUUGAGCAUUAAAAGAGUCAUCUUCUACUCGCUCAUCAAACCAGUUGUCAACGAGAGAGGCGAGAAGGAAAUGGACACUAUUUCUGUCUCUUCUGCCCUGCAAAUUGCUGGUCGAGCUGGUCGUUACGGGACAGAAUAUGAAAACGGCCGAGUGACGACUUUCAAGGCUGACGACCUGCCCGUUUUGAAAUCUCUAUUGUCACAAACACCAGAUCCGAUAAAAAAGGCAGGACUGCAUCCAACUGCCGACCAGAUUGAGCUCUAUGCCUACCAUUUGCCAAACAGCGUUCUUUCCAAUUUAAUGGAUAUUUUCGUGACGCUUUCCACUGUGGAUGACUCCCUCUACUUCAUUUGCAACAUUGAGGAUUUCAAAUUCCUUGCUGACAUGAUCCAACACGUUCCUCUCCCUCUCAGAGCCCGCUAUGUGUUCUGCUGCGCGCCCAUUAACAAGAAGAUGCCUUUCGUUUGCACCAUGUUCUUGAAGUUCGCCCGGCAAUACAGCAAAAAUGAGGCCAUCACUUUUGACUGGCUGUGCAGAAAUAUUGGCUGGCCAUUUUCUGCCCCAAGGACCAUCAUCGACCUUGUCCACCUGGAGGCUGUGUUUGAUGUCCUGGACCUUUAUCUGUGGCUAAGUUAUAGAUUCAUGGACCUCUUUCCUGACGCGAACUUAGUGAGGGACAUGCAGAAUGAAUUGGACGCAAUCAUCCAGCAGGGUGUCUUCCAGCUGACCAGACUUUUGAAGAAUUCCGAGCAAGGCAGGGAUGAGGACGAGUUUACCAUGUCCAGAUAUAAACAAGCUAGAAUGAAAAAAAGAAUUCCUGCUGAAGAAGCAACAUUACCGUCUGGUCGGUUGACAGAGAGGCUUCUGGCACAAGGACUGCUUACGCCCAACAUGCUGCAAGAACUGAGGAAGGAAUGGAAUGAGAGUGGCGAAGAGCCUGCUGCUAGCGUUUCAAGUAAAAAAGGAAGAAGAAAGAAUAAAACAAUUUUGUCUGGGAAAGAAGAUAAAGAUUAUUAAAAACGAAUUAAACUGGUAGCUAUAUAUCCAUUUACAAAA
Messenger RNA from Cloeon dipterum, 2470 nucleotides. It is a transcript of the gene Suv3, whose product is annotated as Suv3 helicase. Gene Ontology annotation, biological process: RNA catabolic process; mitochondrial RNA 3'-end processing. Lineage: Eukaryota; Metazoa; Arthropoda; Insecta; Ephemeroptera; Baetidae. The record is from RefSeq and is a predicted model, not a curated record. The transcript has 13 exons. Gene Ontology annotation, molecular function: hydrolase activity, acting on acid anhydrides; RNA helicase activity; ATP binding. Bases 155 to 2431 code for a protein of 758 amino acids. Gene Ontology annotation, cellular component: mitochondrial degradosome.